AUGUGUGACAACCACCCCUUCUGCUUUGCCUAUGCCCAUAUGGACGUGGACCCCUGUCCCACAAUCUCCAAAUAUCUUGAGAUUGUCUACAGCUGUGAACAAAAAGUGUGUCUGCACGGCCUGGGAGUCGAGAACGGGAAUCUCACGGACGCCCGGCUCUCCGCUUCUUCCUCCAUUGGUGCCUUCACUCCCAACAAAGCCCGUUUGAAUGGAAAUUCCUGCUGGAUGCCUUCAGGAACCCCCACCUCCAGCUGGAUCCAGGUCGACUUGGGCCAGACCAGAAAGGUAACAGGAAUAGUAAUCCAGGGUUGUCCUCAAAACGACCACUGGCUGACCAAAUUCAAGAUCCAGCACAGUACGGACGGAACAAGCUGGACUGACCACACCGCUGACGGGCAGUUUUUCCCAGGCUCAGCAGACCGAAACAGUCCUGUAACUCAGCUGCUGGGCACACCAGUGUCAACUCAGUACGUCCGCAUCCUCCCGCUGGAGUUCAGUGGUCAGGCAGGCCUUCGCUUCGACGUGUUGGGGUGCACACCGGACUAUGCAAUCACCUGCGCCAAUAGGCCCAACUUCAACUUCGCCAACGAGAAAAUGACUGUCCAUUGUCCAGCACGCUGUGCCGACGCUUAUCACCGAGUGUACGGCACGUCAGUGUAUCGUGGGGACUCAAACAUCUGUGCUGCAGCUAUCCAUGCUGGAGUGGUAUUAAAUGACAAUGGAGGAGACUGUACUUUGUUGAAAGUUGCGGGACAGAACUUCUAUUCCGGCUCCAGCAGGAACGGCAUCACCUCGUUACAAUACGAUGGGGACUAUGCCGUGUCUUACACCUUUGCAGACGGGGAGCUACGGUGUUCUGGGCUGGACUGGUAUGAGUUUGGAGACUUCUGCUACAAAACUUUUGAAGACAGAAAGACCUGGCAUGACGCCCAGGACACCUGCAGGACUCUGGGUGCUGAACUCGUAUCCGUCCUGUCGAUGACGGAGCAGAGCUGGCUGGAAAGCUACCUGUACCUGGCCACCAGUGACGUGUGGACUGGUCUGAAUGACCUGUUUGUGACUGGUAUGUUCACCUGGUCUGACGAUCACAUGGUGACCUUCACCUACUGGGCUCCAGGGGAGCCCAACAACCACGACGGGUUCACUGAAGACUGUGUUGAGAUGUUACACCAGACUGGGCGAUGGAACGAUGUGUCCUGCACAGAGCUCAAUACCUACAUAUGCAAAAUGCCCAAAGAUCAUUAUCCAGUGCCCUCUGUCGGACCCACUGUGUACGGAUGCCCUCAGGGCUGGGAUGCAUACGGAUACUCCUGCUACUGGAUGGAGGAGAGCACCAGGAGCUGGUCGGAUGCUAAAGCUUUCUGUAAAGAGCAGGACGGCUUCUUGCUGCACAUCGGAGACAUUUAUGAGCAGGCACAUUUCACAGUGUCACUGUCGGGAAAGACCGGCUUGUGGUGGACUGGCCUGCGUGCUCGAGGGGGGGCAAGUGGAGGGGUCGACUACAUCUGGGACAACGGGUUGCCCCUCACCUUCACUCACUGGGACAGAGACCAGCCAGAUAGCGGGGAUGGUACUUGUGUGGCGAUGACAACGGGUCAGAUUGGUGGUUUCUGGGAUGACAAGCCGUGCUUAGACAAACAGGCCUUCGUCUGUGAGAAACCCAGGCCCGACAUCACCCCACCCACCAAGGCCCCGACUCCUCCUCCUGCACAGGGCUGUGCUCUUGGGUGGACAGCUCUGCCUCACUUCAGAAACUGUUACCGGCUCUUCCACAAUGUGGACUGGUCCCUGAAGAAGAGCUGGGGAGCAGCACGCGAGGACUGUGUCAGCAGAGGAGGUGAUCUGCUCAGCAUCCACAACCAGGAGGAGGAGGAGUUCCUGGCUCUCUACAGCAAAGACAGCAGCAAGUGGAUCGGCCUCAAUCACAACCCGAUGGAAGGAGGCUAUUCUUGGAGCGACGGCACACCUCUCUCGCACACCAACUGGGGCCGCGGGGAGCCCAACAACCACGAGGGCCGCGAGGAGUGUGUGGAGAUGGUGAGCAGCACCAACGGGACCCACUCGUGGUGGAACGAUCUCAACUGUGACGCUCACCAGGACUGGAUAUGCAUGCUUAGUAAAGGAACCAAACCCGUCCUGCCCCCAGUGCCCCCGCCUCCACUCCCAGCUCCCGAUUGUGGCACUAACCUUGGCUGGAGGAAGAACAACAACAUCUGCUACUACCACAACGACACCGACAUCGUGGACUUCCACACCGCGAUGACUCGCUGCUACCACGAGAAGGCCUCCCUGGUCUCCAUCCACAGCGGAGACGAGCAGGCAUACGUUAACACCAUGGUGGGGACGGGCCAGGUGACUGCAGCUUGGAUUGGAAUGAGGAUGUUUGGCAUCGCGAGUGGACAAUACAUGUGGGUGGACUUCACCCCGGUGACAUACACUCACUGGGGCCCAGGUGAGCCCAACAACGCCAACGGGGAGGAACAGUGUGUUCAGAUGAACAGACAUCAAGGGAGCUGGAAUGAUGCCAAUUGUGGUCGGGCUGGAGCCGGUUACGUCUGUAAGAAGCUCCCUGGAGAUAACCACACCCCUCCGCCACCCACACAGCCCUGGGAGGGAAACUGCCCUGCAGAUUGGAUGCGUUUCAAGGACAAGUGCUUCAUGUUCAAAGGGAAGAAAAAUGACAUUAAAGCAAACUGGACUUUUGCUCGGAGCUGGUGCAAAGAGCAAGGAGGAGAGCUGGCCGUUAUCGACAACCAGUACGAGAAUGACUUUGUCUCUAGUUACCUGAGGGACCUGGAGCUCCCCACGUGGAUCGGCCUGUCGGAUAUCUUGCUCGAGAAUCAGUACGCUUGGAGUGACGGGGUCAGCCCGGUGCUGUACACCAACUGGAACGGAAAGGAGCCCAACAACGCAGGAGGAACUGAGCACUGCGUGGCGAUGGCUCACGGACCCCUGAUGAGUGGCAAGUGGAACGAUGACAGCUGUCACAAGGAUCAAAGCUUCGUCUGCUCGAGGAAGAAAUCCAGCAGCAUCAACCCCCCACCCCCGACCCUGAGCCCGUGUCCGGAGGGCUACAUCUCCUGGUACCUGAACUGCUACAAGCUGGUGGAGGUGCCAGCCACGUGGGACGCGGCUCAGAUGUCCUGCGAGCAGCAGGGAGGCAACCUGGCCAGCAUCGACAUGAGCUAUGACCAGGCCUUCGUCGCUGGAGUGGUCGUGCAGGGCAAAGCUGAUGCCUGGAUCGGACUCAGGCGCAAGGGCGAUAGCUCGUACUCGUGGACCGAUGGCUGGCCAGUUUUCUUCACUCAGUGGGGACCGGGAGAGCCCAGCAACAUUAAGGAUGAGGGCUGCGUUAGUGUGCACGCCUCACGUGCGUUCCACGGGACCUGGAACGACACCCGGUGUGACCAAGCGAAGCCCUACGUCUGCAAGAUCUCCUCAGAGAAACCGCCGCCGACUCCCGCCACCAGUGAUGGGAAAUGUCUGCCAUUCUGGAUUCUCUACGGCCGCUACUGUUACUACGUAUACAACGGCCAGAAGGGUUUCUCUUGGCCGGACUCCCGCCACUACUGCCAGACGGUCAAGGCCGAUCUGGCGUCCCUCCACAGCAGAGCGGAGGUGGAGUUCAUCAGGAACCUCAACUACACCAAAUAUCACAACGUGUGGAUCGGACUGACCAGGGACCGCAACUUUGGCUGGGGCUGGACAGAUGGGACAGCUUUGGGCUUCCUCAACUGGUCUCCCGGUGAGCCCAAUACAGCCUUUCACCCCGGGGAAGUGGGCGAGGAGAGCUGUGUGGAGAUGUACCCGGACGGACGCUGGAACGACAACAACUGCCUGCAGAAGAGAGGCUUCGCCUGCCGCCAGUAUUACACAACAGAUGAUGGCGGUCAGACAAUCUUCCCCACUGAUGGUCCAGGGGUCAGCAGUAAGGAUGCUGGGGUGAUCGUCGGCGCCGUCAUUGCAGCCAUUGUGGUCUUCGCCUUCAUCGCCGGUCUGCUGUUCUACAUCUUCAGUGUCCGGGGAUAUAAACUGAGGGACCUGAGCCUGCUAACAAAAAGCACCACUCCCGUUGAUGUGCCCGCUUUCUCCAACCCCAAUUUCACAGGGCAAUCAGACGCAUGAACCGGCAUUUAAGUUUUGUACAGUACAUUGAAUUUACUUUGUAUAAAAAUCAGUGAUAAUGAUAAAGUCUCCAGAGUGCUUUGAAAUUCAACUCUAUUGUACAGUAUAUAUAUAUUGCUAUACACCAAUAAAAAUCAGACGUAUUAAUAAACUUUUGUUCAUGUGCAACAUCAAUUUAUGUAAUUAACUGUCGAGUUAUUUCAUGACCUUUACCACCAAAUUGUGUAAUUCUUGUUUCCCAAAUAAAUAAAUUGAGUAAACA
Messenger RNA from Cyclopterus lumpus (lumpfish), 4387 nucleotides. RefSeq names its product macrophage mannose receptor 1. The record is from RefSeq and is a predicted model, not a curated record. Gene Ontology annotation, molecular function: signaling receptor activity. Bases 1 to 4125 code for a protein of 1374 amino acids. The transcript has 30 exons. Lineage: Eukaryota; Metazoa; Chordata; Actinopteri; Perciformes; Cyclopteridae.